AUGCGCUUUGAGUUUCCAGGAAGCGUCCUCUUUGGCGCCCUUGCCAUGGGGCUCCUGGCCCCUCUUGCUGAAGCGAAAACAUGUUUCAUGUUGUAUCAGAUGGCUGAUAAUAACCUCGAGUACUACCUCCGCCAGGAUUACGAAGAAUUGACCAAUUCUGGAGUCAUCCGAUCGGGUGAUCUCCGGACUUGGAUAUAUUACGACGCGCUGAACCAGGGAGGAGAUCCUUUGCCUAACACUGUGGAUGAAGGCGGCAAUCCCCUCACUCAGACGUUUACGGGUAGCCGCUACCUCACUUGGGAUGCUAGUCUUAAUGGCGGAGCUGGGGGUAUGAAGGUGGACCGGACACUCCAGGGGGAACAGAACAGUGAUACUCAAGCUGUGAUUCAAGCGUUUUUGACCCAUGCUCUUCAGGAUUGUCUCGCGAACGGAUACGACAGUCUCAUGGCCAUCUUCUCAUCUCACGGAGGCGGAUUCGCUGGCUAUGGUGGAGACGAGAAUACUCGUCGAAAGCUCUUACAAACUAAUCAAGGCCUCGUCAAUGCCAUCCGUGGCGCUCUCGAUGCCAAUGGGAUAUCGGGAAAGCUGGAUGUUGUGGGGUUUGAUGCGUGCCUUAUGCAAGCUGUUGGAGCCGCUGACGACUACAAGGCUGUUGCUUCUCAUAUCCUGGCGAGUGAGGCCGUGGAACCUGGACAUGGCUGGGCCUACUCCUUUUUGAAUUCGGCCACCGAUGCCCUCGAUCUUGCCGUCCAGAUUCUGAGGACAUUCAUUGCGGAAACUCAAGGAGGGUCGAGCCAUCAGAGUCCCAAGACUAUGGCAAUUGUCAACACUGACAAAUUCCUUAAUUUCCUGGCUGCCUUUGAGAACUUUAGCAAAGAUCUUCUGAGCGAGUUAAAAACGGGAGACUCUUCUCUCCACGCAUUUGUGUCACGAGCUCGGGCUUCAGCAGUUGCAUUUGAAGGCAUUGUAGACGUUGUUGGAACCUUGCACCCAUCUGGGCUUGACAUCGGAAGCUUCUUGGAAGGUUUCAAGGCUAUGUGCAAUCCCAACAGUGUCCUUGGUGGCGACCUGGACACCGCAAUUGCGAACUAUGACGGUAUGUUUGUCGAAGUGGGCAUUGGACAAGGAACUCAACAGGGAACAGGCAUGCACAUCACUUGGCCAAACCAGGCAGAAUACGUAAACAACCAAGGUCUCUGGGACCAGGUACUCUUCAACAAUGAGAACUACGUAACUGAAAUCACUCCCCAAUUCCGCGCUUUCUUGGAGUGGUUUUUGCCGUCGGGUUCACCAAACGGAAACGGAGCGAACUCGGUCUGCCAGGAGAGCGCAACCGCCCCGGGAAACGCCAACGGGAACCAGAACGGCGGUGGCAACGGGAACCAGAACGGCAACCAGAACGGCAACGGCAAUGCUCUUCUCAUUUCUGAGUCUACUUCCGAGGAUAGUGCAGGCAACUUCAACGUAGAAGCACAGAUUUCUUCAAAGGUUUCUCAAGUGCUUGUGGAAUACGGCAUUGAUCUGUCAACACCCUUGAAGCCUGUCUUGAGGGAAAAGGGCUACGAGCCAGAAGAUGAUGAGUACUUGUAUCUUUUGGGCGGAGAUGUUUAUGGAAACUAUGCUGGCUCCUCAUUUGAUGCGAGCUGGGAUCAGAAUUUUUACUUCCUCAACAUUUCUGGAUCAGAUGCCUAUGAGGCCCUGUAUGUGUUUGAUCAGGGCGAUGGCUCCAAAAAGGUUCCCACAAUGUACUUCCCCGAGGCGAAAAGGAAAGAGGUUGCCAAUCUUCAGUUCCUGGACUUCUUGUUUUUCGAAUUUGACUACUGGGUAGAACAAGGUGCUCGAUUCAGCUUCCUCAAGUUCUCUGUCGAUGAAGCAGUUGGAAGGAUCAAUAACAACCUCGCACUGUACAUCGCCAAUGAUGCUGGAUCUUUCUCGGAACAACCAAGGAGUGCCGGUGGCUUGUUGAUCCCACUAAUUUACAUUGAUGCUUACAUCCAAGGACGAACACUGGACACGCUGCCUGGAGGUUUCAACCAGACUGUGAUCGAAUGGAAGGAGACCAUUGAUUACAAUGUGCUCACCACCCCUGCCGAACGCAUCUUUGAUGUGAUUCCAAGCACUGAUGCUGUUGUCAUAAACAUGUAUGCUUUCGACCUUGGUGACCACCAGAGGCCUCCGGAUGUCCGCUACUAUGAUGUGAUUCGUCCCAGCAAGGCCAGCAGUGGAUUCACAGUGGAAGGUGUUGACGAUGGCGCAGACGCUCCAGAACCGGUAUUUACGGAGUUCUCAAGUGCAUCUCGCCUUUCAAAUGGGCUGGCUUUUAUGUUUGUCUUGCUCUUCACGGCACUCUGGUAG
Messenger RNA from Seminavis robusta, 2355 nucleotides. The record is from the annotation of a GenBank genome assembly. NCBI's taxonomy places the organism in Eukaryota, Bacillariophyta, Bacillariophyceae, Naviculales, Naviculaceae.